AUGUCUCGACUGAUAGACCAACUCGCCCACCAUGAUGAACCCGAGGACGAACCCACGACCCAAGAGCUCCCAAAAAUCCGGCUAGAACCCAAGACUCCCAUGCGGAGGAGAGAGCUUGUACCAAGGUCUACCGUGCAAACAUCUACACGCAGAGUUCGUCGCCUGGAUGGCGAGAAGCUCGCUGCCGCCAACCCUCUUUUCCAGCCUUGGACCACAGAGAGCUCUAAGAAGGUUCUGGACUUCUCCAGGAAUCUAUCACCUCGUAAGGCUGAGCUGAAGAUGAGAAACCCGCUUAUGGGAGACGCUGUCUUAGCCAACCGAAGACAGACACGACAAGCCGCCAACACCACACUCCUCGGCUCCACGAUGCUUCACUCCACGGUCUCGGACCAUGAUUCAGCCUCAACAUCGUUCUCAGAGGUUGACAUGGGUGAUGUUACCCUGCCUGCAAGCCUCCAGCUUGCAAGCCACCCCACUGAGUUGUCCCAGCGCAUGGCUCGAUUGAAUAAGGAUAACUGUGUCACUAUACUCGAGGAUAGCAUUUCUCUCGACAGCGCUGGGCUCGAGGACGACGGGCAAACUAUUAAGGCCGGACUCAGUCGCAGCAGCGAGACCAUAAUUACCGAAAGCAUUUCCCUACCACUCUCACCCCAGGAUGCCAAUGUUCAACACCAUGUUGAUAUACUCCGUCCACAAUUCUCCCAAAUGAGCGUCCCAGCGAUGGACAGCGCUGAGAAAGAGAACACCGAUGUAAUCGAUAUCCCAGUCGUCAAUGAAGACAGAUUAGUCGAGCAGCUGGCAGAUGAACAACUCUGGGGCAAUGAAUCCAGCAACGAUAGCGAGACUCCGGGUUUCGGCAUUACACUCUCGCGACAGCCCUUGACAUCUCCCCGAAAAGCACGCGGUGUCCCACAACCUCCCCACACGCCUACAAGAGAUGAAUUCUGGAGACAGAGUCUUGUUGAUUGCUGGAAUGAUGAGCAUAGCCCUCGGAAAGCUCUGAAAGCAGCUAUACGAUCUCCAUUUAAGCAAGCUGGCCCUACUAAAGCCAACAAAAUGUCAUUCGAAGCUGCCAAGUCCACACUCGCUGUUCAGUUUCUCAAGGAGCUGGACCACCAAGUCACGGACGGAAAAAUUACUCAGCUAUCUGAAUCAACAGGAGGGGUCAAGAUCGAAUGGUCGAAAACUCUCAACACAACGGCUGGACGAGCAAACUGGAAAAAGGAGACCGUCCGGACUGCUCCAUCAGAUGGGACUGACGCUAUCGUUACCUAUAAUCACUAUGCAUCUAUCGAGUUGGCUGAAAAGGUGAUCGAUGACGAGAGCAGGCUUCUGAACGUGCUGGCCCACGAAUUCUGCCAUCUUGCCAAUUUCAUGAUCAGUGGUAUCACAAACAACCCGCAUGGCAAAGGAUUCAAGCAUUGGGCUGCAAAGUGUUCACGAGCGUUUUCCAGUCGUGGAAUCAAAGUCACGACGAAGCACAGCUAUGAAAUCGACUUCAAGUAUGUAUGGCAAUGCGGCGGUUGCUCAUGCAACUACAAACGGCAUUCGAAGAGUAUCAACCCCGAAAAACAUCGAUGCAGCGGGUGUCACGGCAAGCUGGUGCAAAUCAAGCCGGUCCCCAGAAAUGGUGGAAACCCCAACGAAUACCAACUCUUUAUCAAAAAUGAGAUGAAGACCUUGAGGCAAGAGAACCCAGGUAGCCCCCAGAAAGUCAUUUUGCAAAAGGCUGCAGAAAAGUGGGUGAAGAGAUCAAAGUUGUCGGGAUCGCAACCCGCGCAAGAAGUCGGCGAUAUUGUCGCUCAGCUACAUGGUCUUAGCUUGAGGGAGUGA
Molecule: messenger RNA, 1833 nt
Organism: Cordyceps fumosorosea ARSEF 2679
Lineage: Eukaryota; Fungi; Ascomycota; Sordariomycetes; Hypocreales; Cordycipitaceae
Exons: 1
Coding region: 1-1833 (610 amino acids)
Cellular component (GO): nucleus
Source: RefSeq, a predicted model, not a curated record